Molecule: messenger RNA, 2797 nt
Organism: Panthera uncia (snow leopard)
Lineage: Eukaryota; Metazoa; Chordata; Mammalia; Carnivora; Felidae
Gene: ALDH3A2
Product: aldehyde dehydrogenase 3 family member A2
Exons: 10
Coding region: 100-1335 (411 amino acids)
Biological process (GO): aldehyde metabolic process
Cellular component (GO): cytoplasm
Molecular function (GO): aldehyde dehydrogenase (NAD+) activity
Source: RefSeq, a predicted model, not a curated record
CCCAGCUCCGCCCGGCCGCUGUUGGGCAGUGGGACGCGGCGGGCGCGGAGAACGCGGCGGAGCGAGCGAGCCGGCGGGCGGGUGAGCGAGGACAAGGCCAUGGACAGCAAGAUCCAGCGGGUUCGCGACGCGUUCGCGUCCGGCCGGUCGCGCCCCCUGAGGUUCCGGCUGCAGCAGCUCGAGGCCCUGCGCAGGAUGGUGCAGGAGCGCGAGAAGGACAUCCUGGAGGCCAUCGCCGCCGACCUGUGCAAGAGUGAACUCAAUGCAUACAGUCAGGAGGUCAUUACCGUUCUUGGAGAACUUGAUCUCGUGCUGGAGAAUCUUCCUGAAUGGGUCGCUGCUAAGCCAGCUAAGAAGAAUCUGUUCACCAUGCUGGAUGAGGCCUACAUUCACUCCGAGCCCCUGGGAGUCGUACUGAUUAUCGGAGCCUGGAACUACCCUUUCGUUCUCACCAUUCAGCCUCUGAUAGGAGCCAUUGCGGCAGGAAAUGCUGUCAUUAUCAAGCCUUCUGAACUAUGUGAAAAAACAGCCACGAUCUUGGCCCAACUCCUGCCACAGUAUUUAGACCAGGACCUGUAUGUCGUUAUCAGUGGUGGCGUGGAGGAAACCACAGAGCUGCUGAAGCAGCGAUUUGACCACAUCCUCUAUACGGGAAGCACGGCGGUGGGAAAAAUCGUCAUGGAGGCCGCCGCCAAGCAUCUGACCCCUGUGACUCUUGAACUAGGAGGGAAGAGUCCGUGUUACGUGGACAGAGACUGUGACCUGGACGUCGCCUGCAGGCGCAUAGCGUGGGGGAAGUACAUGAACUGUGGUCAGACCUGCAUUGCUCCUGACUACGUUCUCUGCGAACCAUCCCUCCAGAAUCAAAUUGUGCAGAAGAUUAAGGAAACCGUGAAGGAAUUUUAUGGAGAAAAUAUAAAAGAAUCCCCUGAUUACGAAAGGAUCAUCAAUCUUCGCCAUUUUAAGAGGAUACAGAGUUUGCUUGAAGGACAAAAGAUAGCCUUUGGUGGCGAGACCGACGAGGCCACACGCUAUAUAGCACCAACGAUCCUUACCGACGUCGAUCCCGAAACCAAGGUGAUGCAGGAAGAAAUUUUCGGACCAAUUCUUCCAAUAGUGCCUGUGCGGAAUGCCGAUGAAGCCAUAAAGUUCAUAAACAACCGUGAAAAGCCUCUGGCCUUCUACAUCUUUUCUCACAACGAGAAGCUCAUCAGACGGAUGAUUGACAGCACGUCCAGCGGUGGCGUCACGGCCAACGACGUCAUCAUGCACUUCAUGCUCAGUUCUUUACCCUUUGGAGGAGUGGAGAAGACGGGCAGGAAGUAUUCUCAGUGAAGCUCCGUGGACACAUGCCCUUUGGGCUGCUACCCGCCUGCCUCUUUGAUGCCAGAGAUGACGGCUCAACUCUGUAUCUUUCCUUCAGGAGCUAGGUGGUAGGCCUCUCUAAUAGGUCAUCGAAGAAUCACAAAUAACGAGCGCAUCGGAGGAACUCUCGUAAUAAAAAGCAGACAACAAAAGCUGCCAUCUUGAAAGCUCUGCUGUGUUCUGUCCCUCUGUAAGAGCAGAAGUGAAGUCGUCCCUGGGAAUGAAAUGGCUCAUUUUAGCCGGACUACCUGUUCCCAGUCGAGGCCAGCUCCUCCCGUGGCCUGCUUCCGCCGCGGGCCACGUGUCCCUUCCUAGGAGGCGAAGGAAUCGGCAGUACCCAGCGCAGGGCCGGCGUACGCGAGGGGCGAGUGGGCAGAGGCCGGGUCAGGGGUCCGGGCUGGCGCGAGUGGUGGCUUGGACUUGGGUGGUUGGGGAAGGGGGCUGAGUUGAUCCGGGGAGUCAGGCAACAGGAUUUGCCUGAUGGAUUGAGUAUGUCGUAGUGGGGAGGUGGUGAAGGAAAGGAAGGGUAGCCUGGAGGACCGGGGCUGCCGUGAUUCGAGUUUUACUGCCCAGAUUCUUAGAGGAUUCACUCCGACUCCAGUCUCCCGUUCCUCAGGGCCCCACAGGGUCCCGGUUCCCACCGAAGACUCUCAUUGUUCCACCCGGAGUCACUGAUGCCUCCCGAGUGCAAGUCGAGUGACGUCUGUUCAGUCCCAACUUGACUUGACUAGGUGGCAUUCAGUGUCAUUGAUCGUACCCUCUUCUUCUUUACAACGAAACAAACUCUUUCUCCUGUUAAAUACAAAACGAAUACAGGCUUCGCUCGUUUUUUUUUUUUUUAUUUUUAAAUUUUUAAUUUUUUUUAAAGUUUAUUUAUUUUUGAGAGAGAGACAGAGUGAGAGGAGGAGGGGGGCAGAGAGAGAGGGAGGGAGAGAGAAUCCCAAGGAGGCUCCACAUUGUCAGCACGGAGCCCCUUGUGGGGCUUGAACUCACGAACCGCAAGAUCCUGUCCCGAUCCCCAGGAAUAUAGGCUUCUUAAGAAAAGAGAGAAGACCCCAAAGAAUAAAUACUUAGAUUUUCCAUACCCCACUAUUUAGAGAUAACCUUUGGGGCGCCUGGGUGGCUCAGUGGGUUAAGCGUCCGACUCUUAGUUUCAGCUCGGGUCUUGAUCUCACAGUUUCAUGAGUUCAAGUCCCACAUCCAGCUCUGCACUUGCCUCACAGAUCCUGCUUGGGAUUCUCUCUCUCUCUCUGCCCCUCCCCCCACUCGUACCCCCACAAGCGCAAUCUCUCUUUCUCUCAAAACAAACUUAAAAAAAAAAAUAGUGUUUAUGCCUGUAUGUUUAUGCCCAUUCUGUAGUGUUUUAUUUGUUUUGGCCCUUUUCCCCUUAAAACCUGUAUUACUUUUAGAAUUGGGAGAAAAAAGCAUUUCA